Molecule: messenger RNA, 3992 nt
Organism: Dothidotthia symphoricarpi CBS 119687
Lineage: Eukaryota; Fungi; Ascomycota; Dothideomycetes; Pleosporales; Dothidotthiaceae
Product: WD repeat protein-like protein
Exons: 3
Coding region: 312-3569 (1085 amino acids)
Biological process (GO): regulation of mitotic cell cycle; mitotic spindle organization
Cellular component (GO): mitotic spindle
Molecular function (GO): protein binding
Source: RefSeq, a predicted model, not a curated record
AGACGCGUGACGAUCGCCGCUCCCAUCUGUGCCAGAGGCUAGAGACAAACCCUCACACUGCAGAACGUUCCCGAUCCGCUGCAAGGGGUUUUUCGAGGGCUGGUGCAAUUGUCCGCCUUAGCUUCGAGUUCCACCUUCAUCUCACACCACCCAAUAUAUCCUCGUCGUCAUACAAUUAACAUUGAAGCUGCAAUUGAGAGCUUCACGCUGCCUUUUACCCUGAGCAAGCGCACCUAGCCAGUGCCAUGACGUCUGGUUGAGAUGUCUGCUAGCUAUCGCCAUCCUCCUACACGACUUACCUGGAGGAAGCGAUGUCGCAUACCGCUACGCCAACCAACACCCGGAUGAUGAGUCCCGCGUUCGGGGGAGCUAUCAAGUUGACCCCGUCGUCGUCGCCCUUCCCCAAAAACACACCCACACGCUCGCCGAUGAAACGCGCCGAAGUGAGCCUCGCCCUCCGCCAGGUCAUCGGCACUACAACCAACUCGCCCAAUGCCUUCGACAGCCUCUCAUCGGGACGCUGCUUCUCGUAUACAGCCGGCGCCGCUGCUGUUGUCGCGACCAUCAACGAAGAACACCAUGUGUCCCAGCGUUUCUUCCGCGCACGACCAACUACAAACCCUGUCAACCCUUCUGCCUCUAUCUAUGGCGGGCCCUCGACGCCGAACCAGAUUGAAACUCGCAGUCGAACAGCUGCUUCCCUUCGCGACGCUGGCUCGGGUAUCUCGCCACAUACAUCACCAGCCCCAAGCGAAUGGGCCGACUCGCCCAAUAAUAGAGCAUGGUCGAACAAAGACAAGGUCAAGGCGGCGACAUGUGUCAGCUUGAGCCCUGAUGGGAGGUACCUGGCUGUGGGGGAGACUGGCUAUAAGCCCAGAGUCCUCAUUUUCUCUAACUUGCCAGAUGCACCCUCAGACACACCCUUGACUUCAAUCUCGGAUCACUCUUUCGGUGUGAACUGCGUAGCUUUCAGUCCCGACUCUCGCUAUCUCGCAAGUUUAGGAUUCUCCAACGAUGGUUUCUUGUACAUAUGGAGCAUCAAUCCUCGAACAGGCGCCGCUGCACUUUUCGCCAGCAACAAGUGUGUCAGCAACAUAAACCGCAUGGCGUGGAUGGGAAAUAAACUUAUCACCGUUGGCACGCGGCACGUCAAGGUUUGGAAGAUAGAUGAGGCCAAUGCCACAAUUCGAGCAUCAAAAGCACGCCAGAGUGAUACGUCUGCUCUCUCGAGUAGCGUUCAUAAGACUCUACCGGGCAGAAAUUGCCUUCUUGGCAACCUGCAUGACGCGAUCUUCACAAGCGUAGUUCCGAUAGCUGCAAACAAAGCUAUAGUGGCCUCAGACAAGGGUGAUAUGUGUCUGAUUGACGAUACCAACGGAGAUCAAACAUUCACGAGACUAGGUCAUGCUGGGUUUGCGGUCAGUGCAAUGGCUGUCGACGUUAAAGAACGGCUACAUCUCGCGAGUGGUCAAGGGGGGUUCAAAACACUCCAAGUUCGCGACAUGACCGAAAGACUGACACCACCGCCCUCGCCCACUCCCCGAGUCGAGUCGCCAACAGUUUCAGUAGCGGAUUCCGAACAGAUCGGCGCAAUCGCUUGUUUGGCCGACUACGUUAUCACUGUCGACUCAGAGCGCGCUAUCCACCUAUCGCAGCUAUGUGGAGCAGACGAAACCACCGUGGGGGAGCUGAUACACACUAUGCCUGCUCACGGCGAUUCUGUGCUGGGAGUUUCUGUUCUUUCGCCAAAUUUCAUGGAGGCGUCCUACUACACAUGGUCUGCUGGUGGGAUGGUUAUAUUCUGGAACCCAGAUGGAAACUCUAAGGGCACAAUGCGGAUACCACUCGAACAGGUUGAAGGAGUCGAUGUUAUGCCUAACGAGUUGAAAACGGUCCGUGCCUCGAACGAUGCCAGCUUUCUGGUAGCUGGAGAUAAAUAUGGUGUUUUGAGAAUCAUGGACUGCAAAACAAAAAGUAGUGUGUUCGACUUCAAAGCACAUGCAAGCGAAAUCACCAGCAUCGCCAUUCAUCAGGACGGACAGCAUAACAUCGUCGCAUGUGCUAGCAGAGAUCGCAUGGUUCAAACCUUUGCGCUCAACGAUAACACAUGGGAACUGCUGCAGACCAUGGAUGAACAUGCGGGAGCGGUAAACAGGAUCGUGUUCUCACGAAAUGGCACGCGCUUAGUCUCUUCAUCAAGCGACCGGACCCUUGUCGUGCGUGAUCUGGUAUCCCGUGAGGAGAGUGGCCAGACUAUGCACGCUUUCAUGAUACUGCGGACCAUUGAUCUGAAGGCCACUCCAGUGUCAUUGGCUUGGGAUGUUGAGCAGGACGACGUUUUGCUCGUGUCAACGAUCGACCGUCAAGUCCACAAAUACGAUACGCGAAAUGGUCAAUGUUUGAGUAGUUUUCGCACAACUGACACCGAUGGAGGUGACGCUGUCGUUCUGUCCUCAAUAGCUCAUGUUCCACGCGGCUGGAGCUCCCCGUUGAUCGCUGGAGUCUCAAGUACGGACAAGUCCAUACGGAUCUACGACGAGAAUGGCGCCUUAAUCGCUCGCGACUGGGGUCAUACUGAGGGUGUGUCCGACAUCGCCCUAGUCCAGUCGUCUGGCGGCGUGGAUAACUCGAACGAAAAAUCUCUUGUAACGGUCGCAGUAGAUGGAACUAUCUUCAUCUGGGAUCUAGCGAUACAGGCGCCUAGCCGUCACGACGUUUCCAGGUCGAUGGAUCUUCUUGGUCCAAACACGCCUUCAAACCAAGACCUGCUUGCGACUAAGCCUCCCUUGAGACGCGUACUUUCAAACUCCGAAAUGGCGCGAUUUCAACGCUCACCUGAGGAUGAUAAUGUCACUCCCACAGGCAACAGGUCACCAAAGUUGCGAACAAAGCUUUCCAAGUUCAGCAUACCAAAACUCGAAGCGUCGCCGAUAUCAACACGAGAAAGUCGCACAGGAAGCUCUCAAGGUUACGGUACAACACGCAGAAAUCGAAAUCGCUCUCCUUCCCCACCAAGUCCUCGUAAUCCACAGCACGCAAAGAGACGCGCAUCAAUGGAUGUAAAGACCCGGUCCAAGGCUCCUGUCAAUGAGUUUGGGAGUUUGGGCGCGUCGACUGAGAGUCUUUGCCGAUCGUUGCGCGCCUAUCGCAAGCGGCUCGCAAACAGCACUGACACUCUCAGCUCUGAGCUCGUCAAAGAAGUUGAGCGUGAACUUGCAGCAACUUCGAGAGCAGUCGGCGAACGCGUCAAGUCUAAAGAAUUUGACGAGACUAUCAUGGCGAAGAUGCUCGAUCAAUAUUCGGAGAGGCUUGUAUCACUUAUGGAUGAGAGGAUUGCUGAACGCGUAGCCUUGGAGGUACGUCAGCGUAGUGAAGGCCUAUCAGGCGCACCAUCGCCCGUUCGAGACACAGCUCCAGAGCUCGUACGCCAACACAGUAGAGAUGCACAGGAUCCUUGCUCCAACGAGACUGCAUCUACUAGUACAUUUGAGUCAGCUACGACAGAUGAUAUCCCCUCAGCUGAGGUUGCACCAACAGAUAUUGGGUUGCUACGGCAUAAAACUGGGUAAACUACGGGCUUAUGAACUGAUCAUGCGAUUCUUCACGAACAACGGCGCUGAAAGGAGAAAGCUGUGUAGACAUAUCUGGCGUUUCGGAGACCUUGGGAGGCUCAUCCAUUUUUAACGAACAUAUUGGCGUUUGAGUUGUGGAGAAGCAAGAGGAAGGGUGGAAGACACUCAGGUCGAAUUCUUCUCUUGAUACCAUUUUCCAUGCUUAAUCGUAGUCUUUAGUACAUUCCUGACUCUGCGGAAGGAGAGAAUCUAUUUUAUUCGAAAUAUUCCAAACACGUAUUUAUCAGGGAAUGUUCCCUCGCGUUUAUGGGCAGUGUGCUCGCGUGUCAUCGUCUUUUCCAGCCAUGGGCAAAUUGUCAAUCAAGACUUGUGUCCAUUUCGUAUUCUGACAUGGCUCUGCAGUGUCGAGGUUAUUAGAUU